CUCUCCUUCAACCACCACCGUUCCUCUCAUCCAUCCGCCUCGCCCUCACAAUGCUUUCUAUCCGAUCGCUUGCGCGCUCCGCGCCCCGAACUCUGGCCCGCCUCUCUGGCGCCAGCACCAUUGCUCGCUCCGCCGCCCGCCCCAGCGCAUUCCUCAAGGCAUCGAGCGCCUACUCCCUGACCUCUGCCCGCGUUGCCGCCCCCUUCUCGACGACUGCUGGCCGCCGCGCCGCCGACGGCGAAACUGACGAUGAGCUCUCCGCCAAGCUCGAGAGCGAAAUCUCCAUUGAGAACGAGAUGGCCGCCAGCGAGGAGCAGCCCGCCAGCAUCAAGGACUUUCUCGAGAACAGCCCCUUUGAGCUGGUCGACAUCCCUGGCCAGGAGGUUGUGAAGCUGGUCCGCGACUUUGGCGACGAAAAGAUCACCGUCAGCUUCUCCGUUGCCGACAUCACCAACUUCGACCCGUACGCCGAGGACGCCGCCCUCGAGGACGAGCUUGCCGACGACAACGUUGACGCCAAGCAGAACGAGCUGGCCGAGGAGGAUGCCGAGGACUUUGAUGCGCUCGACGAGGCCGGCGCCCCCAUCAACUUGUCCAUUGUGAUCGAGAAGCCCGGCAAGACCAAGGGCGCUCUCAACAUUGACGCGACCGCCCAGGACGGCGCCAUUGUUGUCGAGAACAUGUUCUUCUACGAGGACGCUUCGCUCGCCAAGGUUGAGAGCCCCGAUGCCGCCCAGAAGCGCGCCGAUGUCUACCCCGGCCCUCCCUUUGGCAGCCUCGACGAGGACCUCCAGGUUCUCAUGGAGCGCUUCCUUGAGGAGAGAGGCAUCACCCAGACCAUGGCUGUCUUUGUCCCCGACUACGUCGAUGUCAAGGAGCAGCGCGAGUACCUCCGCUGGUUGGGCAACGUCAAGGGCUUCAUUGACGCUUAAAAAAACAUCACGCUUUGAUACUACACCCCUAAGAAAUCUCGGUUAAAUCUGCCACAGAUCUGACCAUGUGUUUCGAGGAGGACCCAAAAAAGAGUCGGAUGGAAUCUGUUACAUUAGAAAAACGUAGAAGGGACAGGCAGCUUAUCGUUGAGGCGGUAUGGCUGGUUGUCGCUUCUGCAACCAAACUUGUAUUAUAGUAGAGGCGCUGGUGUGCCAGCCCCCAUGUAAGAAGAAAACGAGACGAAGGAAAAAUCGCAACAUUUUAGUUUACAGCUUUUUUAAUGCCCAUAGGCUUUUUUAAAAAAAAAUGAUCUGAAUACUGCUUUCUUUGUGCCAAAUUUAUCCAUGCAUUCUAUGUACGUCUGAGAGACAUGGUGACAGAGUAGCCACCAGCCACAAGGCACGCAGCAAACAAGAAAGUAAAAAUACCAUCUCUAUCUAGCCCAAAAAGGUGUAAAAUGAGGAGUCUGAAAACAGCUCCAUUGCUCAACCAUGCAAUUCGCGUCGUCUAAUGCAAGAAAAGAGUAGAACGUAACAUAACGUAAUAAAGAGUGCCAUGCGUGCCGCGCGGUUGUCUCUAAGUUGAGCCCCGGAAUAAGCAAUAUCAAGUCUGAGCAGAAAAACAAAAAAAAAAAGAGCACGGGAUAGCGCCAUAAUUAAGAACGGACAAAGAAAGUCCUUACGUUGUCCACAUUCAAUGCCAUACCACUAAGCAUAUACCCAAAAAAAGAAGAUGACAGGAAAGCAAUGACGGAAACGGUGGUGGCUCUAGAUGCCAUCGAGGGACCAUUCGCCCUUCUGGCUGCGCUCAAUGACUUGUUUGCCCUUCUCGGUAAGGUCAGGGCGGCCGCCGUUGCCGACAGCAUGCUCAAAGUAAACUGGGGACCAGGUGGUGCCGUUGGCCUCGCGCUCGCGGGCCUUGACACGUUGGGCCUCCUCGAGCUCCUGCUUGAUCGAGGUGGCCUUGGAGAACUGCUUGGCGUGAAUGGCGGUGGUAACGUUGCCCCAGAGGGUGAGCGACUCGUUGGGGAGCUGCUUUUCGGCAGGAGGGAUAACUUUGGGGGCGACGCUGAGAGGGGCGAUGUCGAUAAUGGUGUACUGUUCCUCAGCAGGGACAGUUUUCUAUAUCGGUUAGUGUUUUCUGCUUGAAAAGAGUAGGUUGGGCCAUUCCACUUACAACUGGUCGAGAACCAAGCGUGAAGACGACCUUUUCUCUCCAAGGGCCGCUCAGACGGGCCAGGAUAUCCUCCUCGGGGACAUCCUGUACUCUGGUGAUGUUGUCGUUUUCAGGAUCGUAGUUGAAGAUAACACCGUCGACCUUGUUGGUGCUGCGGCCCAACCAGCCUUCAUCGACGUAGUGAAGGAUAGCCUUGAUCUUGGUCUUCGGGCAGGUAAAGUAAGCCAUUUCGCUAACAGAGACACUCAGGGUGCCACGAAGGAUGCCGCCAAGGUGGGCAGCGGGGUGAGUGAGCUGGUAGGUCUCACCAUCGCGGUUGUCGAGGGUGAUGAAGAUGCCAAGGUUGUGCUCGCCGGGCAUGACCUUGACGGAGGUGCCAGUGAACUUUGCUGUGAUUUGGUCGAAGCCGCGGGCGCUGAGGCCCUUUUCGGGGCAAGCAAUGUGGAAAGCGCUGACGGGAGGGUGGUGAGAGGUCUGCUCGGUGAGGUAAGAGACGCGGACAAGCUUCUUAUCGGCGCUGCUGUCGUGCUGAGGCACGGAAAGGGACAUUGUCGAGGCAUUCUUGUCACUCUUUACGCUAGAGGCCUUGAUACUCGAGCCGCUGGAGCUGACUCCGUUCUGGGUAAUAGCAGACGACACAAUCUUUGGUGCAUUGUCCUCGGUGUCCCAGUUGCACUAACAGUGGGUCAGUAUUGAUGUUGGUUGACGAGGUUUACGGCCCUGAUCAACUGCGACUCACUCUGAAGAAUUCGCCAAGGCACGAGUUGUAAGGCUUGCAGGGCUUGCCCUUUGCAUACUUGAUAUCCUUGGUCAGCCAGAAACGGACGACCUCGAGCAUUCGGUCGAGUGGUUCGUCGGCGGUGCCAAUUGCGAUGAAGGCAUUAGGGGCAUCGAGGUAGGUCCAGUACUCGAGGUUGGGCGUGGGCUCGAGAAGCUGGGAGGGGAGCGAGAAGCGGACGGCGGCGAGAUCUGAGACUCCAAUGAACCUGCACAAAGCACAAGGUGCAUAGAUUAGCAGACUGUACAGUGUGUGCGUAUAAAAAAUUACUCGCGAUGUCGGAGCAGGCCAACGUGCCCACAGGCGACCGCCGCAGCACCACACACCGCCCUGGCCAGCGAGCGGGGAGCUGUAGGAAAAGCAUGAAUUGCGCAAACAGGAGAUAUCUUACUUUCUGAGGAUUCCCAAAAAUGUUCUCAGCUUGGAGCCUUCGCUCUGCUGCUCGUCAGGGGCGUCGACGGUAGCUGGGGGCGCCGAUGACGACAUGGUGUCGGCGGCGGUAGAAAGCUUGUGGUUGUGGCCGUUGGGCGUGUCGCUUUCUGUGAUGGCGGGUUAGAAGCCAAACGGCAAGAAAAGCGGUUGGCGGUAGUAGAGGCGCAAGUAAUAGAAAAAGACGGUGUAAAGUGUAAUGGUAAAGCAAUACGAUGGACACGCGGUGCUAAGAUGAUGGCAAGGAAGACAGGAGAGGGAAGGGAAAAAAAAGAAGGGAACUGGUUCCAAGAAGCCAGCAGCAGAUCAUGAGAUGAGUGAGGAGCUGGUAGCCUGCUGCUUUCUGUUUUGC
This is a messenger RNA of [Torrubiella] hemipterigena, 3668 nucleotides long. The record is from the annotation of a GenBank genome assembly. Lineage: Eukaryota; Fungi; Ascomycota; Sordariomycetes; Hypocreales; Clavicipitaceae.